Messenger RNA from Aricia agestis (brown argus), 1688 nucleotides. Its product is annotated as cytochrome P450 6k1-like. Gene Ontology annotation, molecular function: oxidoreductase activity, acting on paired donors, with incorporation or reduction of molecular oxygen; iron ion binding; heme binding. The transcript has a single exon. NCBI's taxonomy places the organism in Eukaryota, Metazoa, Arthropoda, Insecta, Lepidoptera, Lycaenidae. The coding region runs from base 1 to 1494 and encodes 497 amino acids. The record is from RefSeq and is a predicted model, not a curated record.
AUGAUAACGUUACUAUUGAUAGUCGCAGUAGCGGCCCUGCUAGCCGCAAUUUAUCUAAGAGGAGUAUACAAUGAAGCCUACUGGAAAAAACGGGGUGUCAAAUUUUACCAAAAGAGUAGAGCGCUCGGAAUAUUCUAUGAAUUCUUCAAGGGAGAUCGAAGUCUGUUCGAACACAUGGAGGGUAUCUACUACGAGUUCCGCAACGAACCGGCUGUGGGGAUCGGGGCGUUGUUUUCGCCCAACUUGAUUGUGACCGAUCCGACGAACGUCCAGCACGUGACAACCGUCGACUUCAACUCCUUCAUGGACCGAUCCAUUGCGCCAAACAGCAGGGACACGCUGUCCAACAGCCUGAUCUUCAUCACUGGUGCCAAAUGGAAGCUGAUGAGGCAGAGCAUGACGCCGCUGUUCACGUCCUCCAAACUCAAGUCGAUGUACUACAUUAUAGACAAGAGCGCCAAAGACUUCGUGCCGUACAUAAAAAAUAAUCCAGAACUGAAGAAAGGUAACGCAUUUAAUACCCUCUGCACGUUCUGCAGCGCGGCCAUGGGAGCGGCCGUGUUCGGUGUCACCACGGAGUCGGUCUUUGACUCCCCGUUUCUGAAGAUGGCGCAGAAAGCUGGGGUCACGACGUUCUGGCAGAACUUGAAAUUUGUUAUAUCGAUCUCCAGCUCCUUCAUAACGAAGCUUUUCAAUGUGAAACUGGCCGCAGAACACGAGGCGUUCUUCAUCGGAGCGAUUAAGCAGAUCAUCGGAGAAAGGAAGAAGUUGAACGUUAAAAGACACGACUUCGGAGAUCUCUGCGUAGCUUUGCAAGAAAAAGGUGUGUUGAGAGAUAAUGAAACGGGCCUGGAAAUUAAGCCGACUGACGAGGUUCUUUCAGCGCAAGCAUUUUUUUUCUUCAACGCUGGCGUGGAACCAACGGCGACGACAAUAUUUAACUUUUUCGUCCUGGUUGGACAGCACCCGGAAGUCCAGGAGCGCCUGCAUCGGGAAGUCGACGAAGCAUUCGAGGAGAGCCAAGGAAAUUUGACUUUCGAUAUCAUUUCGGAUAUGGAAUACCUCGAAAUGGUUUUAAACGAGUCCAUGAGAAUUUACCCCGCUAUCGGAUUUUUGGGCAGGAUGUGCGUUAAGAAUACGACUCUUCCCGUAGGAAACAUAAAAAUUGACAAGGGAACCACCGUAUUUAUUCCUGUGUUUGCGUUGCAACGCGACGAGAGGCACUAUCCGGAGCCGGAAGUUUUUAAGCCGGAGAGGUUUUCGAAGGAGAAAAAGGAUCCCAUAAUAGACAAAACUUUCCUGCCAUUCGGUAAGGGAAACAGAAUGUGUAUCGGCCAGAGGUUCGCUACGGUACAAGCCAAGGCAGGGAUUGUCCAUCUGAUGCGACAAUUUAAAGUGAAUGCUGUGCAGAAAUCAGGCAAGAAGAUCGGUUUCCAGAAGCACCUCCUUGCUGCGAGGCUAAAAAAUGUAGACUUGGAGUUCAUUGACCGAUAAGACAUUAAAAGUGAUAAAGUUAUACAAAUUGAAAAUGAUGGCUAAAAAGAAUACUUUGUUUUUAAUGCUUGGUGAGAAAUUGUUUGUAAAAUCUAUUUGUUAUGAUUGUUGUUUUGCUUUUAUUAUUAUUCAUGCAUUAUUUUGCUUUUCUUGAUUUUAGACUACAUUUAAUGAAAUAAAUACAUAACAUUUUA